Molecule: messenger RNA, 3613 nt
Organism: Nycticebus coucang (slow loris)
Lineage: Eukaryota; Metazoa; Chordata; Mammalia; Primates; Lorisidae
Gene: NEU4
Product: neuraminidase 4
Exons: 4
Coding region: 112-1557 (481 amino acids)
Biological process (GO): ganglioside catabolic process; oligosaccharide catabolic process
Cellular component (GO): lysosome; cytoplasm; membrane
Molecular function (GO): exo-alpha-sialidase activity
Source: RefSeq, a predicted model, not a curated record
GGUGCCAGCUCCACCGGCACAGUGUUCCGUGCAUCUGGGCAAGGCCUGCUCCUGUUUUCUGUGUUUACUCCUUUACUCUGCUCUUCACAUGUGGGUCUCAUCUGUCUGAACAUGGGGGCCCCUCAUGCCCCUGCACGGACAGUGCUCUUCCAGCAUGAGAGGACGGGCUUGACUUACCGUGUGCCUGCACUGCUUGUGGUGCCCCCUGGACCUACACUGCUGGCCUUUGUGGAGCAGCGGCUCAGUCCCAGUGACUCCCAUGCUCACCGCCUGGUGCUGAGGAGGGGCACACUGGCUGGUGGCUCUGUGCAGUGGGGUGCACUAUGUGUGCUGGGGACAGCGGCCCUGAAGGAUCAUCGAUCCAUGAACCCCUGCCCUGUGCUGGACGCAGGAACUGGCACCAUCUUCCUCUUCUUCAUUGCCGUGCUGGGCCACACACCUGAGGCUCUGCAGAUUGCCACAGGCAGGAAUGCGGCUCGCCUCUGCUGUGUGAGGAGCCACGACACUGGCCUCACCUGGGGAAGUGCCUGGGACCUCACUGAGGAGGCCAUCGGUGGUGCCAUGCAGGACUGGGCCACGUUUGCUGUGGGCCCAGGCCAUGGGGUCCAGCUGCCCUCGGGUCGCUUGCUGGUGCCCGCCUACACCUACCGCGUGGACCGCCGGGAGUGCUUUGGCAAGAUCUGCCGGACCAGCCCCCACUCCUUUGCCUUCUACAGUGAUGACCAUGGUGGCACCUGGCAUUGUGGGGGCCUUGUGCCCAAUCUGCAAUCAGGAGAGUGCCAGCUGGCUGCAGUGGACAGCGGGCAGGCUGGCAGCUUCCUCUACUGUAACGCCCGGAGCCCCCUGGGUAGCCGUGUGCAAGCACUCAGCAUGAAUGAGGGCACCUCCUUUCUGCCAGGGGAGCUUGUGCCUCCCUUGGUCGAGACCGCCCGGGGAUGCCAGGGCAGCAUUGUGGGCUUCCCAGCUCCACCUCCCAGCAGGCCUCGGUGGGAGGGACUGCCCAGGAGGCCCCCCCACUCUGUACACUUCUGUCCUGAGUUCCAGGAACCCUCAGAGGAGGGCUUUGGAGAUACCUAUGGAGGCCACAAACCCGGCAUGCUCUUCGGUCAUCUGCAGCCCCAGGGAGAUGACCCCAGGCAGCCCAACCCUGAGCUUGGAGUCAGUGGGAGUGGGGACAUGGGAUCCUGCACCUUGGUCCUCCCCAUGGCCCCUGCCACCCUAUCCCAGAGCCCUACAUGGCUGCUGUAUUCCCACCCCUCGGGGCACAGGGCUCGGCUUCACAUGGGUGUCCGCUUGAGCCGUUCCCCCCUGGACCCCAACAGUUGGACAGAGCCUUGGGUGAUCUACCAUGGUCCCAGUGGCUAUUCUGACCUGGCAUCCAUUGGGCCCGCCCCUGCUGGGGGACUGGCCUUUGCCUGCCUAUACGAGAGCGGGGUCAGGACCUCCUACGAAGAGGUCUCCUUUUGCAUGUUCUCCCUGCGCCAGGUGUUGGACAACGUGCCCACAGGCCCCCAGCCACCCCACUUUGAGGACAAAACUCACUGCCAGCCCUUCUGAAGGGCCCACUGGCUGCCCAGGCCCUGGGCUCCUGGGGAGGAGGGUGCGGAACAGUUUGGGUGGUGAGGCUGGAGGCCAACAGCCCAGGUAGGUGGAGCUCUGUGGGGUGCCCCUAGGUGUUGGGUAGUGUGUGUCUGGGGGAGGACCUGCUGAGUCACAGACCAGCUUGGUGUCACUGCUGCUCCUGGGAAAGGUGUGAAGCCACCUGCCAGGGGCACCCCUCCAGCUGGCUGUGGCUUGGGUUAGGUGACAGCGCCUCUGGCCACCUAGGCUACUUCCUGGUCUGCACUGGUUUCUCUAACCUGUGCUGGCUGGUGGAGGAAGAAAGGGAUGUGCUUGUGCCUUGCAGUUCUUUCCAUGUGCAGUGGUGCUCUGGCAUGCUUCUCUGAUCCCCUCUGGGGCAGACUCCAUUCCCAACUCAAUGGCCAGCAGGGAGGGAUGGUGGAAGAAGAGGUGGCACCUCUGUCUUCUGCCUUCUCUGUGACAGCCCAAAUCUAUCUGGGACUUGCAAAUAGGCACAGUCUGUCCAGUACCCAAACUGCUGAGGGCAGAGCUGGACAUCAGGAGGAUAUCACUUCCCUGGACUAGUCAAGUGUCUGCCUCACUCCCCAGAGGGCUCUGGCUCCACAGGAGGUGUUUUCCUAGGGAGGCCCCUUUUUAUUUCUCUUUUAGCUUUCAUUUCUGAAUAUAAAAAUGAUAUAUGGGCUGGGCACCUGUGGCUCAAGUGGCUAAGGCGCCAGCCACAUACACCUGAGCUGGCAGGUUCAAAUCCAGCCUGGGCCUACCAAACAGCAAUAACGGCUGCAACCAAAAAAUAGCCAGGUGUUGUGGCAGGAGACUGUAGUCCCAGCUACUUGGGAGGCGGAGGCAGGAGAAUUGCUUAAGCCCAGGAGUUGGAGGUUGCUGUGAGCUGUGAUGCCUUGGCAUUCUACCCAGGGCAAUAGCUUGAGGCUCUGUCUUAAAAAAAAGAAAAAAAGAUGUAUGCACUUUGUAGAAAAUUUGGAAAAUGUGGAAAGGACUUUCAUGGGGCCUCCUGCUAAUCCUGCUCAGGGCACCUGCUGGAGACCCACUGCUGGUCUCCUUGGUGCUAGGCAUCCAGUAGGCCUCUGAGAUAGCAGGGUUCCCAAGGGAGCAGAGAAGACCCCCUCACUGCUCCCAGUUUCCCCCAGCUGCCAUCUUGCUAGGAGAGGUCACAGAGGCUAUACAGGUGGGGUCAGGCUGGUGUAACUGCCUCCAUAAACAAGAAAAUAUAUAUAUAUUUUUGUUUUGUAGAGACAGUCUCACUUUAUGGCCCUCGGUAGAGUGCCAUGGCAUCACACAGCUCACAGCAACCUCCAACUCCUGGGCUUAAGCAAUUCUCUUGCCUCAGCCACCCAAGUAGCUGGGACUACAGGCACCUGCCACAACGCCCAGCUAUUUUUUGGUUGCAGUUCAGCCGGGGCCGGGUUUGAACCCGCCACCCUUGUUAUAUGGGGCCGGCGCCUUACCAACUGAGCCACAGGCACUGCCCAAGAAAAUAUUUUUAAUGUAUGUUUUUGUAGUUUUCUUAUAUUUCAAGUUCCUAGGCUAGUAAGACUUGCUGACCAAAAUUUUGUAACCUUCUGUUACAUUGAUGCAUUCCUUUUUUGAGUUUCUUUCCCAGGACUGGCAGAACCUCCUUGCAGCCAUGAGAUAACUACAGAGCUUUACACCACCUUUUUGCCCAGAAAAGAUAAGAAAAGUGACAUCCCAUGGGAGAUUGUGCCCAGGGACCCACUGAGCCUGGGCACAGGGAUGAAAGAAUGACCAGUAAUAACCCCUAGCUCAUUAUAGUACUAAAAUCCCCACCCACCUGGGAGGGACUUAUCCACUAUUUUUUGUUCUUGGGGUACACACUUAUGUACUAGUAUGAUUUCUUACUGCACUGUGUGCCCUGGAUGCCACCCCAAACAUGUAAUGAUGCUCACUCCCCUAUGCAUUAUGCUUUUCCCCCAAUAAAACCUUCCUGACCCUGUUGGUGUGGAGGUGGAGUUCAGGUGGCCUGUGCUCCCCUCCCAGCAGAUUCGUCUCCUGCCAA